AUGGGCCACGGAUCCAAAUUCUUGUUUCCGCUGCCGGGCCGGAAGCACAAGCCCGUGCAACAGCAGCCUCCGGCGGCCAAAACGGGGCCCCUCACCAAGGCGCAGAAAAUACUCGGCACGGGCGAGAUCAAUAUCGACUCCUCGCCAUCCCUUUCCGUCGACUCAAAGUGGACUUGGGAGUCACGGUCAGCCUCGGGCAUCAGCAUCUCCGUAUCCGAGGCGACGCCGAGCCAGACCGACGGAGGCGGGACCGGCCUGGGAAUCGCGCACGAAGAUGCGCCGGCUGUCUUUAGGGCCAGGCCCGAGCGCCGGUGGGAGGAAGAAUCCGAGAUAAUACCUAGGAACCUGAACAACCAGAACCACACGGCAGUGGGAGGCACAACCGACGCGUCGAGUCUUCGUCGACGCCAAUCGAGUUCCACCAUCACGUCGUACUACGACAAGUCGAAGCUUCCACUCUCGAUAUCCCAGCAGACUUCUAAUUCGGCCAUGGCGAAAGGACUCCCGCCCAAGGCGCACGCCCUCCUCGACAUGGAUGGCUUGGCCGAGACCAAGCCGAAGAAGAAGCCUACGAGGCUAGAUCUCUCGUCUCUGUUGCCCCGGUCAAAGUUCUCGAGACACCCAAAGCCGGAUUCACAGAAGGGCCCGGUGCUCAGCCCGGAAUCUAUAACCACAUCACCCUCUAUGAUGUCCAUGUCGCCGGAUACACCCCAGCCGCCGACUCCAAACAGGCUAGUGAGGAAGCCCAAGAAGAAGGCAACGAAAGAGUCGCUGCGGGAACUGCCUCCGGUUGUUGAAGCACAGCCAAUGCCCCAGAUCCAGCAACACCCUCCAGCCAGGCGUGACUUGGCAGCUGCGGGUGCGCUGGCUGGUGGGCGGCACAAUCCCAGCAAGUCCACGGUCAAUCUCUUCAACCUAUACGACCAUUACGAACAGCUGUCGUUCGCCGAUGUUUUGGAAAAGGAGAUAAACUCAGGGCCCAAUGCCGGCUUUGACCUGUCAUCCGAUCGCCAUAUCCCUGUUUACAAACCGCCGCUCGGCAACGGUUCCGACAGGGCGUUUCUGUCGCCUUUCCCGCCCAAUGGAAUCCGCUCUCCCUAUUCAUCCAAGCAGCCAUCCCCCUCGGGUGGCGCUUCCGACAUGCAAUUGGCUGGGGUUGUGAGCCCUUUGGGCCUCAUCUCACCACAUGCCGAUAGCGCCAGCAUCUCGAGCCGGCAUACAAGGACGUCCAAGGCCUCGAAACGGACAGACCGCAGCCUCACGGAUAUCGAUCUGCAGCAAAACAGCGUGCUCGCGCUUUCGUCCGACUCCGAGGAUGACAGUUAUGAGCCUUCGUCAAAAAGCUCUUUGGCGGUCCCGGCGUUGAGCGACGGGCAGACAAGUCCCACGAGCCCGCGCUCCGCCAUAUCCCAACGUUCCAUACCAGCCACUCCCCAGGAUACAAGCCGCCCAAAGAUGCCCAAGCGCACAAGCUUCGCGACGAACCCCCAGUUCCUGCCGAUCCCCGAAGGCGCAGCGGCAGCAAGCCCCCUAAAGAUUGGUUCCCGGUCGAGCUCCAUAUUGCCAAACUUUUCGACCAAGAAAGUAUCACCGUCGCUGUCACACCAGAUGUCGCGGCUCUCCAUCAACACGACAUCGACUUCUCGAACUGUCUCGUACGAAACCAUGCAAAACUCCGGCAGCCGCGAGGCCAAGGCGAUCAGCAUGGUGCCCAAGAGCAGCCCGUCGCAGCUCUCCAACUGGCUCGGAUCCGCCGAUAAACGCCUCGACAACUUUCCGACUCCCCCCAAACAUCGAGCCAACCGGCCGUCCAUAGCAUCCCAGGCGUCUGAUCAACCUACGCCGCCGCUGUCGCCGACCAGCGUCGACUUUUAUCUGCAAAGCCACCACACCUCCAUGGCAACCUUCGACGCUAGAUCAACCAGUAGCGGCAAAAGCCUCGGCGGAGGCGCGGUAAAGGGAACCCGUCGGAGCAGCGCCGCCAGCAGUUUGCAGGAUACCAGCAGCGGUCGCUUCAUGGCCGUCACGCGGCAAGAAGAGAUGCUAUUGGCGGCUCUUAGAUUGAAGCGGGCUCGGAUGCGCGAGGACAAAAUCUCCGAGUUUGAAGAGGAUCUAGAUAACGAGGACCACGUGCUGGAGCGUGAAACUACUAAUGAGAGUAGCAUCUACAGCAGUGGCAUGUCGAGGCAGUCUUCAAUGAGCACCAUGCGCAACGCGGAGACGGGAGCAGGAUCCCUGACUGCCCGGCCGCACCAGCAACCUCAAAUUCGACUCAGCAGCGGGUCGAGCGAGCACAGAACGGAAAAGGGAUCAGGCCGUGGACAGAUUCUGUUGAUGAUGGACCGGCCGAUGAAGAGCGCGUCAGCACUGGACACGGCGGAACCGAGCCCAGACCUCAGCGACUUUUUGGAAUUUGACGACAGCAGAGACGGGUUCCCGAUGCACUACUCUUCUUCCUCCGCUAGUCAAGGGGCGCAGAGCAGGAAGUCGAGCCCAGGGGCGAGUGCAGAGUCUAUGUCAGGGGCAUCGACCCAAGACCGAAACGCGACACCGGCUUCCACUUCUACGCGGGCCAAGCCACGCGGGAGGGGCGACGGCCUGUUGAGACAGAGCGACGACAAUGCCGAUACAAGAACGGGCACACGCCGAAGGGACGAUAGAGAUGCUCACGCUCGGAUACCCGAGAACGUUGCGGAGGAGGAAGACACCCAAAACGGCUUUCCACGCCCAGACUCGCCCAUCUCUCCCGAUGCCUUCCCCAUGCCCAACCCAAUUGCCAGGAAGAAGCAAGUUCGACUGAGCGCCGUUGGCAAUUACAAGCCCAAUGUUGAGGCCGGGUGGUGGGAUGACUCUGGCUAA
Molecule: messenger RNA, 2859 nt
Organism: Lasiosphaeria miniovina
Lineage: Eukaryota; Fungi; Ascomycota; Sordariomycetes; Sordariales; Lasiosphaeriaceae
Exons: 1
Coding region: 1-2859 (952 amino acids)
Source: RefSeq, a predicted model, not a curated record